Hydra vulgaris (swiftwater hydra) is the source of this 1938-nucleotide messenger RNA. RefSeq names its product protein SCO1 homolog, mitochondrial. The record is from RefSeq and is a predicted model, not a curated record. Gene Ontology annotation, molecular function: coenzyme A diphosphatase activity; copper chaperone activity; copper ion binding. Gene Ontology annotation, biological process: mitochondrial respiratory chain complex IV assembly; intracellular copper ion homeostasis. NCBI's taxonomy places the organism in Eukaryota, Metazoa, Cnidaria, Hydrozoa, Anthoathecata, Hydridae. Gene Ontology annotation, cellular component: mitochondrial inner membrane.
UUUUAUUCUAAUUCAAGAUAUUAAGUAACAAUUAAUAAUGUGGUCAUCGUGCUCUAGUAAAAUUAACCCAUCGACUUAUAAGUUUGUGCUUGCUUUGAGAACAUAUGUUACUAAUUGUUAUAUUGAAGAGUAUUUACUAAAAGGGUCUGGUCGCUGUGUACUUGCAGAGAAUUUUGCAAAAAUGAAACCAAUUUACCAUAAAUCAUGUCAGAAUUUAAAAAAAGCUGCAGUUUUAUUACCAUUGUGCAUUGUUAAUAAUGAACUUUCCAUUCUAUUUACUAGAAGAUCGCCUAUUCUUUCAAGUUAUGGUGGGCAAGUAAGUUUUCCAGGUGGAAAGCAAGAUGACAAGGAUUCUUCACCUGAGGAGACUGCUCUGAGGGAAGUGUAUGAAGAGUUGGGUAUCUUACCUGAGAGUAUUGAAAUUUUUGCAACUUCAAAUCACUCCAUACCAGAUAGAACUGGCAAGUACAGUGUAUGGUUAGUAAUUGGGUAUUUGGGUCACAUAUCUCUUCAAACCCUUACUCCUAAUCCAUUUGAAGUCAAAGAGGUCUUCUGUGUUUCAUUAACUCAACUUCUAAAUGAAGAUUUAUAUGGUUACACAAAGUUUAAAAACAAGUGGGUACUUCCUGUUUACAAAAACAACUAUCAUAAUCAACUUAGUCGACAGUUUUCAUUAAGAAAAUCUGCUCGACAAGGACCAAUUACUUGGGCAUCAUUGGGUGUGUUUCUUGUUGCAGGUGGUGGUAUUAUGCAAUAUGUAAAAUGGCUGAAAGAUGAAAAAAAGAAAGAACAAGAAAAACUUCAAAAAAUGUCUAUUGGCAAAGCAAGUAUAGGUGGUUCAUUUGAGCUUAUGGAUACACAAGGAAAUUUAGUUACUAACAAAGAUUUCUUUGGCAAAUGGCUGCUUAUUUAUUUUGGAUUUUGCCAUUGUCCUGAUAUAUGUCCUGAUCAACUAGAAAAAAUGACAACUAUUAUUGAAAAAAUAGAAUCAAUACAAGGUCUUCCUCUCAUUCAACCAAUUUACAUAACAGUUGAUCCUCAUAGAGAUUCUCCAGAAAAUAUUAAGCAGUAUCUUAAAGAUUUUCAUAAACGUUUUAUUGGACUAACUGGUACAGACGAUCAAAUUAAAAAAGUUUGUAAAGCAUAUCGUGUUUACUUUUCUGCUGGUCCCAAAGACGAAGACGACGAUUAUAUUGUUGAUCAUACCAUUAUUAUGUAUCUUAUUAAUCCUGAAGGAAAUUUUGUUGAGUAUUUUGGACAAAACAGGACGAUUAAUGAAAUUACCGGAGCUAUUACAACCAUAAUGAUGCAGAAAAGACAAUAAUUUUUUUCAUAUAUUUAGCAAAUAAAUUUUAUGUAAAACGGGGAAUAAAAAGAAAUUUUCUCAUUGAAAUAAGUUAAAUGGUUAAGUCACUUUGAAAUAAGUUAAAUGGUAAACUCAUUUUAUUUUUUACUUCAAUUUCGAAUUACAUGAAUAUUCAUAUUUUACCUUUUAACUUUGUUGAUGAUAAAAAUGGUUCAAUAGAUGCUUUAUAUAAAAAUGGUUCAAUAGAUGCUUUGUAUAAAAGUCAUAUAUUUAAAAUCAAGUUAAGCAGGGUAAAUUUUUUAUUCAUUUGAGCAAAUUCCCCAUUGUAAUUAAAGAAAGCAUUUUUAAUGUAAUUGAAGGAAGAUUUGUAUCUCCUUGUGCACUAAAUUUAACACAACAACUAAAGCAAAAUGACCAAUCACAGCAAAGAAAGUUUGUUGAAUGGGUUAUUAAACAUUAACCGUGGCCUACUUUAAUUGCAUGGCCGGGUUUGUAGGUUUUUACGUCUAAUAAUUGUGAUGCCAGUUUUUUUGUUGCUGUAACAUGCUUGUUUAUAGGUUUUAUUAUGAGUUAACUUAUAAAGAACUUAUUUACAUUAAUGCUUUUAAAAUAGAUUGUAAUUAAGUUUUUAA